UUGUAUAAAAAAUUCACAAAUUUUUUCCUCUCGAAAUGGGUUUAAUUUAUUAACUUAAUUAAUAAUGGUUUUAAUCGGCAAAUUCUAAUCCAUAAUCAAAACAAUGAGAAUACUACGUUUGCUAAUAAGUUACCUAAUUCACCUGUCGAUAUUAAUUAUAGGUUGAUACAUUAUCUAUGUGAUACUUUGGGACACUUUGCAACUUUGGGACACACUGAAAAGCAACUUAAGGACUAGAUGCCGCCCUGGCGGCACUCCAGCCAGGACUGUGUCCAGAAUGCUCAGCCUUGAUCAAGAGAUUGGAGCCUGGGAUUCCGUUUUGCUUGAACCCUUAACUGAAGACUCCUUUGUAACGAAUCUGCAACAACGUUUCAAGAGAGACCAUAUCUAUACUUACAUAGGAAAUGUUUUGGUCUCGGUUAACCCCUAUAAAAAGCUUGCCUUGUAUUCAGCGGAUCUUGUGGAGGCCUAUGUUAAAAGAGGACCGUUCCAGUUACCACCACACAUAUAUGCCAUAGCUGGGACUGCAUACAGAUGGCUUAAUGACAGAAAUGAAGACCAAUGUAUAAUUGUAACAGGUGAGAGUGGAUCUGGAAAAACAGAAGCUGCUAGAAUAGUACUACAAUUUCUAGUCCUAGUCUCUGGAGACAGUCCGGAAACAAAGCUUGUUAAAGAUCGUCUAGUUCAAGCAAAUACACUGUUAGAAGCAUUUGGAAAUGCUAGAACUAUGAAGAAUGAUAAUGCUUCUAGAUUUGGGAAGUUCUUAGAUAUUGAGUUUGAUUUUAAGGGCGAUCCUAUAGGAGGGCAUCUUACACAUUAUUUUCUUGACAAAUCGAGAAUUACAAAUUUGGCAUCGUCUGACAGAAACUUCCACAUAUUUUAUCAACUCCUCUCUGGAGCCGAUAUUCAUCUCUUAAAAUCGCUCAAGUUACAACGGAACGUCGAGCUGUAUACCAUUCUUCUGACCGAAUCCAACCAACCGACUUUGUCAGACGAUGACGAUAAAAACUUGUUCAUAUAUACGAAGGGCGCUCUGGAAGUGCUCGGAUUUACUGAUAGCGAAAUCGUUGAUAUUUUUCGCGUUAUAGCGAUUAUUUUGAAAUUAGGUAAUUUGCAGUAUGUGCCUUGUAGUAACAUUGAUGGUACUGAGGGAUGUUCGAUUAACAAUGAUUACGAACUAUUUGAGAUCUGCGAACUGUUGGGAGCAGAACCCAGAUGGCUCCAGAGGGCGCUAACAACUCAUCAAAUCGAAGAUGGCAUUAUUACAGACCUAAAUGCGGCGGACGCCACCAAAAUCAGGGAUACACUUUGUAGAACUUUGUACAGUCGUCUUUUUACGUGGCUUAUCAACAAAAUUAACGACGUCAUUAAGACCAAAACGUUAGGAAAGCGCAAAAACCUAGGAGUUCUAGAUCUGUUCGGCUUCGAGAUACUGGAAAAUAACGGCUUCGAACAACUGAUGAUCAACUAUUGUAACGAAAAGCUGCAUCAGUUCGUCAUUACCUCAACUUUAAAAGAAGAACAAGCCGAGAUUAUGAAAGAGAGUUUGGAAUGGGUCAAAAUAGAUUAUUUUAAUAAUAUAGCCAUAUGUCAAUUGUUAGAACAUGAAAGUCACGGCAUAUUGUCGUUGCUAGAAGAACCUCACGUUCAGUGUGAUGCUGCAUAUCUUACUAGAUUAGAACAAUGUUGUGCUGGUCACUCCCAUUGUUUAGCAGCCGAUUCCUUACUGCCAGCGCAUAGUUUUCAGAUUAGACAUUACGCAGGCGCUGUCACGUACAGCGUUCGCGGAUUUGUCGACAAAAACCGCGAUACCCUGCCCAGAGAAGUAUCCAGAGCAAUGUUUCGCUGUGAUCAUCCCGUUAUCCCGUUGCUCUUCCCCGAAGGAAACCCCAAGAGGUGCAACCCCAAAAGACCCGUAUCGAAGUCGUUUCAACUCCAGGUCUCACUCAAUUCGCUUUUGAAAGAGCUCAGCGGAAGGCAAGCGCACUAUAUUAGGUGUUUGAAGCCCAACGAAAUGAAGCAACCUAGAAUUUUUGAAUUGGCUUUGAUUCAACAUCAGGUCCGUUACUUGUGUCUCCUCCCCACCGUUCAACUAUGGCGUACCGGUCAUUGCUACCGCCUCCCUUACAUACAAUUCGUGCAACGGUACAAGAUGAUCUCGGGCAACACGUGGCCUAGGUGGAGAGGUUCCCCGAUAGAGGGCGCCUCUCUCAUUCUUAGAUCUUUGCCCAUUCCCAGUGCUGAGUUUACUUUCGGAAGGACUAAACUGUUCGUGAGAAGUCCCAGGACGGUGUUCGAACUCGAAGAUUUCCGGAAGGCUAGGUUGCACGAUCUUGCGAUGUUGAUCCAGAAGAUUUGGAGGGGGUAUAGGGAUAGGAAGAGGUACAAGAAGAUGAAGCACAGCCAGAUUAUUAUUGCUUCUGCGUGGAGGAGUUGGAGGGCUCGAGAAGAAUUUCGAAUACUAAAACACAGGAAAGAAGUGGAGUGGGCUACUAGAAUUAUUCAGAGACAUUAUAUCCAAUGGAAGCGUCGACAGUUUUUGCUUAAUAUCUGUAGAAUGCUACCGGAAGACGCAGAUUCUCCCAUCUGCAGAGAUUGGCCUCAAGUGUCGAACAGACUCCUCGAAUGCAGCACGUUGUUGAACAAGAUCCACCACAGGUGGAGAUGUCACAAGUUUCGGCUGAAAUUCGAUCAAACAUCCCGCAAUCGAAUGAGAGAAAAGGUGACGGCUAGCUUUAUUUUCAAGGACAGAAAAUGUUCAUAUCCGAGAAGCGUUUCGCACCCUUUCGUAGGAGAUUAUGUUCGCCUGAGGCAGAACGUUCAGUGGAAGAAAAUGUGUUUAGAAAACAAUGACCAAUACGUAGUUUUCGCUGAUAUUAUUAACAAAAUUACCAGAUCAAGUGGAAAAUUUGUUCCAAUUCUUCUGGUCAUAUCAACAAGGUCAAUGUUGGUUUUGGAUCAAAGGACAUUGCAAAUCAAAUAUCGAGUGCCUGCAACUGAAAUUUAUAGAAUGUCUUUGUCGCCCUUUCUUGACGAUGUGGCUGUGGUACACGUUAAAGCAUCAUCCUUAGCAAACCCCGAAACGUCUAGUGCCUCAUCUGACCAGACAAGCUGUCUAUUUCAGAGCGAUCUGAGCAAGAAGAAGGGAGAUUUCGUCUUUCAGACCGGCCACGUCAUCGAGAUAGUCACCAAGCUGUUUCUGGUCGUUCAAAAUGCGACAGGGAAGCCGCCAGAAGUUAACAUUACUACAGAGUUUGAAGCCAACUUCGGCUCCCAGACGGUGACGUUUACGUUCAAAUGCGGUCUACCGGAAGUCCAACCGGGCCAGAUAAGAGUAUUACGAAAAGCCAACAAGAUGGAGGUACUCGUUUGACAUUUAGCCAGACAUAUCUACGCCUAUGUCGAGACCAGCAUAACAGACACUGCCAUUAGGAAAAUUUUUCACUUCUUUCUUUCGUUGCACAAUCGUUUCGUUAUAUAAAAUGGAUCUUUCCUGAAGUUCAAACGCUCAAAUCACGUCAACGACAGAAAAUUUAGUUAUCAGGUUAAUUUAGGGUAACGAAGAGUUGUUAUAAAAGGAUAAAAAUACAUCUUCAGGCCUUGAUCUAAUAAAAUCAAACGUGCUAUUUUUAAAUUUCAAAUAGUAAUUUGUCUUGUUUCAACCAAACAGAAGAAACAGGCGAGGCGCCGCACGCCGUGUUGUUUACCAAAGAGUUUUAGCUCGGGUAGGUAUCGUUAUAUAAAACAGAAUUGCUAUCGGUUCAAGGUCCCAAGCUAUUACCAGCAUAUGCAGAUGACAUUGAUCUCGUUGGACACUCCAUUCUAUCCCCAAAAGACAUUUUUAACAAGGUGAAAGGAGCAACAAGUGAAGUAGGGCUGAAGAUUAAUUAAGAGAAGACGAAAUAUAUGUGUUUAAAUAGAACAACGGGAAGAGACAGGAUAGGACAAAAUGUGACGGUCAACACCUUCAAUUUGGAAAUAGUACAACGUUUUAAGUAUCUGGGGGCCGUAAUCACAGCUUAUAACGAUGUUACUGAAGAAAUAAAAGACAGGAUCCAAUCGGCAAAUCGCUGUCUAUUCGCACUGGAUAAGCUUAUAAAAUCAAAAAAAAGUUCAAAGAUCAAAAUCUAUAAAUCCAUUUUCAGACCUGUACUACCAUGUGGAUGCGAAACGUGGACCAUGACCAAAGCCAACGAAAAAAGCUCAGACGUUUUGAACGAAAAAUACUUAGAACAAUUUUUAGACCUCACCACGACAUCACGACAAACCAGUAUAGGAUCAGAACCAACAUCGAAUUAAAAGCACUCUACAAUGACACCGAUAUUGUCCAAGCAAUUAAAUCACAGCGACUAAGAUGGGCAGGCCACGUGCACAGACUUCAUAACGAGAGACGUGUAAAGACUGGUAUGGGAGGAGAUUCCUACAGACAAAAGACCACUCAGACGUCCCAGAAUGCGAUGGAGAGAUAGCAUCCAAGCUGAUCUCCGAAAAAUGAACAUUCCAUUUGACCCUAGGUUAAUGGAAGACCGAACAAAUAGGAAAAAAUUUGUACAGUUAGCCAAGACCCACCCAGGGUUACGCUACGCACGUGAUGAGAUGAUGAGGUAUCGUUGUAAAGUCAACUAUCCAUAAAAUAUUCCUUACAAGGCAAUCUUUGAAAAAAAUUAUGAAUAUGGAAUAGAUACUCACCAUUUCUUCGUGAAUUUUAGAUGGGCCUAUGACAGUUUAGGCAGAAACGCACUAUACAAAGUCAUGGUAAAAUUAAAUAUCCAAAUACACUUGUGAAAUUGGUGAAAGCAACCCUCUCAACAGUCGACUGUAAGGUUAGACUGCAGAACAGAGUAAACUAAAUAAAGAAUUUUCCAGACACAAACAGGACUCCGACAGGGAGAUAGCCUAUCCUGCCUUCUAUACAUUUCCCUAGAGAAAUCUAUUGGGUAAGCUACCAUCACCAUCGUGCAACUGCGACGAGGUCUAAUCUAUCAAGCUUCACUAAA
Messenger RNA from Diabrotica virgifera virgifera (western corn rootworm), 4997 nucleotides. RefSeq names its product unconventional myosin-Ib (gene Myo95E). The transcript is spliced from 18 exons. NCBI's taxonomy places the organism in Eukaryota, Metazoa, Arthropoda, Insecta, Coleoptera, Chrysomelidae. The coding region runs from base 278 to 3373 and encodes 1031 amino acids. Gene Ontology annotation, molecular function: ATP binding; actin filament binding; microfilament motor activity. The record is from RefSeq and is a predicted model, not a curated record. Gene Ontology annotation, cellular component: cytoplasm; myosin complex; vesicle. Gene Ontology annotation, biological process: vesicle transport along actin filament; actin filament organization.